UCUCCGGCCCCCAGAAACGGAGCGAAACUCCCCGAAAUCGAAAGCAGAUCACCCUCGCCCACCUGCUGCCCUGCCCCCACCCCGCCUCGCCAGUCGCCGCCCGUCGCCGGCGGGCCCCCUUCGCCGGAUCUCCUCGGCCGCGCGGAUCGACCUCGCGCGCGUCCGAGAUGAGGUGAUGUCGGACUCGGAGCCCAGCAGGGUCCCCAGGUGGAUCUGAAAACUGGUACAAAAUGGACAACCCGCUGAACCUCCCUCCUGGUUCGGUGCAGCCAAACUUCGGCUCGGCCUUCUACGCCCGCAAGCCAGGAAGUGCUGCAACAGCGGUAUCGCUCUCCCAGGCGCUGCCACUGUGGCCUCCAGUGCCAUGGCCUACACUAAUGGUUAGGAAGCACCACAUGCCAUUUCCUGCUCAACCCGCAGCUAAGAAGCUGCAGGUGCGGCGUUCGCCUGUGCUGUCACAAGAUUUACCAUUGCGGGAGGCAUUGCAAGUUGCAGAGCUGCCACCACCAAGGGUACAACUGCGCCCAUUGCAACAGGCACCCCCAGUUCUGAAACAAUCGUUGCCCAAGACGGAGGUGCCGGUGGUGCUGCCAAUGCGUGCAACCUCUGUAGACGUGAGAUGGAAUGCUCGAUAUCCGUGGAGUGAAACAUCAUGCGAAUCCACAGACAGGACAUCAAGGAGGAAACAAUGCAAGUGCAAGAACUCGAAAUGUCUGAAAAAGUAUUGUGAGUGUUUUGCAUCAGGUAGAUACUGCAAUGAUUGCAACUGCAAAAACUGUUAUAAUAAUGUUGGUCAUGAGGCUGCAAGACAGGAUGCUAUCGAUGCUGCAAUGGAAAGGAAUCCUAUGGCCUUUAUGCCCAAAAUUGGGAACAUCCCUCCACAUGCAGCCCAGAACUGCGAGUUUAAAGUAGCAGAAGGCCCUCUUGUGGGUAAGCACACGAAGGGGUGCCACUGCAAGAGAUCCGAGUGCCUGAAGAAAUACUGUGAGUGCUUUCGAUCUAAUAUUCUUUGUUCAGAGAACUGCAAAUGUAUGGAUUGCAAGAACUAUGAGAGCAAUGAAGAUAGGAAAGCAAUACGACGUAUCACCCGGCACCAGCAGCACCUUGUCUAUGCACAUCAUAUGCAGAAUCCUGCUAUAAUGGGUAUUACUGGACCAUAUGCGGCUCUUUCUCCUGCAGCAGAAAAGCUCUCCAAUCUCUCAGUGGCUUCUUCAGGCAGAGAUCAGCUCAUCAGCAACAAUGAUUCUUCACAAGUGACUUCGUCUUUGCUCACUCCUGUACCUAUAGAAGGCACUAAAAGUGCCGUCAAAGUAGAACCGCAUGGAGUUACUUACAGGCCACUUUUAGCUGAUGUUAUCCAGAUAGAGAAUGUCAAUGAGCUCUGUAAAGUAUUGCUUCUAGUAUCAAGGCAAGCUGCUGGAGCAUCCGUAGGUGUUAAGGAGAACAUAAAUAGAAGAAAAUUAGAUCGAGCUGAUAGUUGCCUUUCUUCCAUAAACCAUGACACGGAAGCAGUUGAGAAACAGCGCGAUGAACAAGUCUGCUUAACAGAAAACAGUUUAACCGCAGUUCCUGUUUCUGAAGUAAGGGCAGGAACGCCAAGAUCCGACCCUACUGAUACAUGUAAGUAUGACAGAAGACCGGUGUCCCCUGAAACCCAGGAACUGAUGUGUAACGAGCAAGAUCGGCUUUUCCUGACACCAAGCGUUGCAGCUGUAAUUCCCUCGGCCACCAAACAGAGAUUGCCAGACACUUACAAAGAGCAAGAGAAGCGUAUUCUGAAAACCUUGCAUGACUAUCUUGGUGAGCUUGUCAACUGCGGAAGGCUUCAUGAAGAGAAGCUCUCUUUGAUGUCAUCGAAGUUCUUGCACGAGCGAACUUCUGUCGGUAGCAGCUGCGGUUCGUUGUCCAUAUCGAGGGUCACAGAGGUUGCUAGGGUUGGACAAACAAUCCGACAGUCGCUCCAUUCUCCAGCAAGUGUCAAGUCACCAGGUCUGUAGCCGAUUCGAGAAGUGGGAUGAGCAGCCCAGUGCCAUGAGCAUGCUGUAGCCAGAAUGAGCGUUUCAUUGCCUGCGCAAAAUGGCCGCCGACAAUGGCAUAUAGCAAACCUAGAGCGCUAACCUAGAGAACCUGAUGGGUGGAUUUCAGGAUUUGGUUUGAGCAUGACUCAAUCCUUAGAUGCUAACCUUCUCUGAGUAUUAUCACUCAUCCCUUUUGUACUAGACACAUGAAUUGCCUUGCCAAUUGAAGUCUCACGUACGUCCUGGACAUGA
Triticum urartu is the source of this 2270-nucleotide messenger RNA. RefSeq names its product protein tesmin/TSO1-like CXC 7. The record is from RefSeq and is a predicted model, not a curated record. Lineage: Eukaryota; Viridiplantae; Streptophyta; Magnoliopsida; Poales; Poaceae. Gene Ontology annotation, cellular component: nucleus. Gene Ontology annotation, biological process: regulation of DNA-templated transcription.